GGUCGUGAUGUUUCGUAACAGGGCCCGGGCGAGGUUGAUAACGAUUAUCGAGUAUUUCAAAUCACAAGAUUGCGAGUUUCGCAGGACCCGAAUAUUCUAUCUGGGUUCUAUUAGCAACCACCUGGUUCCGAAGACCCUACAUAUCCGGACGAUGGUGCACUAUGUACUCGGAUAUGGUCGAUGCCUCCCCUCAACUCCACUUGCUCAUCAUCGAUAAAAAGUCGGUUUCAACGUGGCGGCACCCCCAGCUAGUUACUUCCUGUGUCACUCCGAGUCUAAUUGAGCAGGUUCAUAUCUCAUAUGACCCUGACCUGAUUUCUAAUUCUUCAUUUUACGUCGGAGACAAAAAACUCGAAGAGUUUUUUGGUCAGAUCCCACAAUAUGCAAUACUCUCGCAUCGAUGGCGCGAUGGCGAGGUACAGUUCUCCGACAUCGACCAGCCUCACGCCCGUAAUAUGCCAGGCUAUUCCAAGAUUGAAGGCUGUUGUAUCCAGGCUGACGAAGAUGGGUAUCGCUAUGUCUGGAUAGACACUUGUUGCAUCAAUAAGAGCAGCAGCUCUGAACUUUCCGAAGCAAUCAACUCGAUGUUCAUGUGGUACAAGAAAGCCCAGAUCUGCUACGCAUAUCUGGAUGACGUGUCCAGAUGUGACAAUUUGAAAGACGAGUUUUUCAAAAGCCAAUGGUUCACAAGAGGGUGGACUCUCCAGGAGCUCGUGGCCCCCAACAAUCUCAUAUUCUUUUCGCGCGAUUGGGAGGAGAUAGGAAGCAAAUCUAGCCUCACUGAGUGGAUCGAAGAUAUCACGGGGAUUGUCCGCGGUGUCCUACUUACGAACUACCAGGAAGAGAUCAGUGUAGCAACAAGGAUGUGCUGGGCUUCAGGAAGGCAGACGACGAGGGUAGAGGAUCGGGCAUAUUCGCUGCUUGGUUUGUUUGGGGUAUACAUGCCUACGAUAUACGGAGAGGGGGAGAACGCAUUCGCCAGACUUCAGAUCGAAAUCAUGAAGAACUCCAACGAUCAAAGCAUUUUCGCUUGGAAAUCAUCUCGCCGAGGAGAUAGAAGUGGUCUACUUGCUUCCUCCCCGGAUGAUUUUGCGGAGUCCCGCGACAUCGUUAGGAUUCCUCCAGAUUCAUUCAAAAGUAUUUUUUCAAGCACCACCCCAUCCAUCAGACAUCAGUAUUCCGUGACGAAUCGCGGGUUGAAUAUCCACAUGCCUGUUAUGCGUGUGGAAAACUAUUAUCAGGCGGCCUUGAGCUGCUGCCGUCGAGGAGCACCACACUCUCGUCCAAUCGGCUUAUACCUUUAUCCAAACGAAGGCGAGACGGAACAGUUUCUGAGGUUACACCCCAGCUAUUUAUACGAAGCAGAGGUACCGGUACCAUCCAAAUUCACCUUUCAAGAACUUUACGUCCAAGAAGAUGACCCAUCGCUAUUCAUGAUAAUCGAUUCCAAGCGCGACCCUAUCCCUAAAAAAUAUCAUUUCUUCGUUAAAACCGACGGGGUGGUGGAAAACGGAUUUUCUUUGGUUGGCUAUACGCCGGCUGAGUGGUGGCAGCAGCAGGAGGAGAAUAGGCUCGUCCUGAGCUUGACCCACAGUGGAAUAUUUAGCACACUGCUCUAUCGCCAUCAAAUAACCGGCGAGAGUUUCGCAGUACCACUCGGUAUGCAUAAUUAUCACGUCUGGUCGUACAUUGUCACGGCUACGGACAGUGAGACGCCUGACAGCGUUCACGCGUCUUUCCACGAAGGAGAAAGAGGUAAUGUUCGAUGGAAAAGUUUGGACUGGUUUACUCAGGAGCUGAGUAUGGGAAGGGGUAAGACCAACCAGUGUAACGGGAAGGACUGCAAGGGGAACCAAGGCCAAGUCUAUAUAGCGGGAAGCUACGGCCCUAACGCUACGGGAGAGUCCCCGCCUCUGCUUGGAAUGACGCCAGCUCGCCAAACAUAUCUUUCCUCUAUCCGCUACCAGCCAGGACCCCUGGCACUCCCUACUGCACCAGUACCCUUUGAAGUUUGCAAUGAGUUUUACCCGGAACAAGUUAUUGUAUAA
Molecule: messenger RNA, 2048 nt
Organism: Suillus plorans
Lineage: Eukaryota; Fungi; Basidiomycota; Agaricomycetes; Boletales; Suillaceae
Product: heterokaryon incompatibility protein-domain-containing protein
Exons: 5
Coding region: 162-2048 (628 amino acids)
Source: RefSeq, a predicted model, not a curated record